Molecule: messenger RNA, 1593 nt
Organism: Pyrenophora tritici-repentis Pt-1C-BFP
Lineage: Eukaryota; Fungi; Ascomycota; Dothideomycetes; Pleosporales; Pleosporaceae
Source: RefSeq, a predicted model, not a curated record
AUGCCGUUAUGUCGCCUCUGCCAGUCCCUAGACAUCCUCAACAUUCCCAAACUAUCAGAUGACUACAACGCCUACCCCAUACCCUUGCGUACUUAUCCCACUCAGAUUGAUAUAUACAGCUCACGCCUUGGCGCCCUCUACAGAAAAGACCCCAGUACACCCGCUGAACUCGAACCCUUAGGUCUUCCAUUCCACCAGUCUAUUGCCGAUCUCGCCGCCAGCGCUGCCUCUUGCGAGAUCUGGGGCGUCGUUCAUCACGAGGUUACGGAGUUUAUGACUGAGCUAACAGAUACAGCGACGGAAAAGGGACCAGACUGGCGGAUGUGGAUAGUGAGGGGAAAGAGGGAUACGGGUGACUUUCUGGUGGUUUCAGGGGACCUGAAUCAAUGGUAUCGUAUUUGGGUCGUCGCUGCAGUGGGACUACAACGAUCCUCUAAGUUAAGCGCGCUGAUCAGAGGCCGGGAGAUCCACAGUUCCUCGUCGGACGUACUAGAGCAUUGCGUCACGUGGGUGCACGACUGCGAUGGUCAACAUGCCAAUGAACGUUGUCACGUCGAAGCAGCGCCGCUUCCCUUGCGCGUACUCGAAAUUCAAAGUUCCAAACCGUACAGUGUAUGCUUGUACGAAAGCCAGGAUGGAAAAGGGCGAUAUGCAGCACUCAGCCAUGUUUGUGACGAUGCCAUGAUGAGCAGCGCGAGUUUUGAGGAACACAAUGACGGUAUUGACGUUGAAAAACUACAGAAGACAUACCAAGACACGAUUGUCGUUGCAAGGAAGCUAGACUUACGUUACCUUUGGAUCGACAAGCUAUGUAUAUCCCAGGAAGACGCCGCAGAAUGGCCCCGCGACUCCCCUCGCUUCACAUCUGUCUACUCAAACACAUACAUUGUCCUUGCUGCCACGGGCUCGGGAACGGACAACGAUGGAUUAUCCAUCUUCAACGCAACGCGAAGUUUCUGGCGUAAAUCCUUGCUGGAAGGUCUCCUGUGGCAAGCCAUCGGCACCACCACGGCUACCUCUUCUUACCGCGCCCCCAGCUGGAGCUGGGCACGCAUGGACGGCCCGUUUGGCGUGUUCGUCCCUGGUGCAAGUCACGGCGACGGGACGUGGAGGGCACUGGCGCAGAUAGACGAUUGUGAGGUCGAGUUGGAAGACGAAAAGCGGCCGUUUGGUGGAGUACGUUCAGCGGUGUUGAAUAUGCGCGUGCCGUUUGAAGUACUCGUUCCAGUGGGCUUUACAGGCGAUGUGGAGGCGUUUCCACCGAGGCAGAAAGGUGUUAAAGUGAAGAUUAGGGGUGGUAAGACAAGUGGUUCUUACGCUGUUUUCGACACGCCGCAGCAUGUGGAGCAUGCGAAGGGGAGGGAGUUGAGCGCGUUGGUGCUGAUGGCGCGUGAGAAGGAAGGCGGGUUUGGGUGUGGAGCUGCUUGUGGGGAGGACGUGAGUAGGGAGGCGUUUCAUUGUGUUGUUGUUGCUAGGGUGGAGGGGGAUCGAGAAGAGGAAGAGCUGCCGAGUUAUGAGAGGUUGGGUAAUGAAGGGCGUGCGGGGAUGACUGGAGAGGAAGGAGAGGGGCUGGAGAGGUUUGUAUUUGUUUAA